UCCAGUCGAAGCGAGCUGCCCCCGGCUGAAGAUGGCAGGUCUCCCGCACCGCGUCAGCCCCGUCCCAGGCCUGCUCCUGCUCUGCCUUCUGGCUCCGCGCUUCAGCCCCCGGAGCCCUCUCGCCGCAGCAGAGCUCGAGCUGGUCAAUGCCACGUCUUCGGUCCCCAGCAUGAACGAGACGGCAGACAGCCCCCUCACCUGCCACAGCUUCCAGUGCGCGGGGGAGAGAUGCUACCAGGAUCUGGCCUAUGCCAACGACACCGUGGCCUGCCACAACGCCUCCUUCUGCGAGCUCCACCGCGUCACCAGCGCCAACUACACGGCCCGGUGCAGCAGCGCGUGCGGGGGGGUGAACGGCACGGAGAUGUGCAUGGCCAACGGCAGCAUGCGCGCCAGCCCGUGCGCCCUGGAGUGCUGCAGCUCGCCCCUCUGCCUGCAGCUCAACGCCACCGCCUACGGUGACUUGCCACCCACCACCACGCCGGCACCUACCACCACCACCACCACCACCAAGGCCCCCCCGAGAAACGGCAAAGUGUGCGCGACCUUCUCCUGCCGCGGGGACGGCUGCUUCAAGGGCAAGAAGCCCGCCAGCCGGUGCAUCGUCGGCUUCAACUUCUGCGAGAUGAAGAAGACGGGCUCGAGCUAUGUCGCUGGGUGCAGCAAAGCCUGCAAGACGGGCAAGCCCGUGUGCGCCGGCGGAGUGGCCACCACCUGCUACCAGGAGUGCUGCCCCGCCGGCCCCAAGGCCAGCUGUCUCAAGCUGGACGGCCACGUGCACGUCAACGGUGCUGGGCGGAGGGCUCUGGCCCCGAUCCUGCAGCUCCUGGCCGGCGGCGCGGUCCUCAUCCUCCACUACUGCGUCCUCGCUGCCCUCCAGGGUUAAGCAGGGCCUGCAGGCGGACUAGGGGCUGGGGGGCCCUGGGCACGCGCUAGGACCGCUGUAGCUCUCUCCCUUCGGCUAAGGCUUGCUAGGAAACUCCCUCUGCUCGAUCGUGCCCAGGCAGGACGGCGCCCGUGGGCUUCUCCCAUCCCCGCAGGACGGCUCCCAGCUGUUGCACGCGCCGGUCCGGCCCAGGGCCGUGCGCAGGGUGCCUGGGGGGUGGAUUUUGGGGCUGUCCCAGAGGAACGCUUCUCCUGCACCUGGGCUGCAGUGCGGCUGGGGACAAAGCCCAGUCUACCCCCUCGGGCGCUCGGCCAGCCCCGCUUUAGGCUGCUGAGGGCGGGAGCAGGGAGACGUACGCCUGAGGGGUCCCCGGACCUGUGCAGCGGGGAGCCCCCGUGUCGUCGCUGGCAUGAAGGGUGCCCCUCUUUGCAGGCAGGCUCUGGGGCUGAGGCUGCAGCUGCCAUCCAAGCCACCCAUCCUCUUGGCCCGAGGAGCUGCCGGCCCCGAGCUGCGUGCUGCCAGGGGCCUUCAACACCAGGCCUGUAAAACCUCCCCCCAGCUUUUCCCUUGGUGCCUUCAGCCCCCAAAACCAGUGGCGCUGGGGCCAGUCCUGCCCCACGUCCUCUAGCUCUGUCCCACAGCACCGUCAACCGUGAGCCCUCAAACUUGCGCCCGGCCCUGGUGCGAUCCAAAGCAGAGGUGCAGCCCAGGCACCGAGCAGGCGGGAAAGCUGCACGUGUCACUGCCGAAACCCAGGCCCUCGUGGGACUUGUAGACCGCGGCAGCACGGCGCUCUCUUCCCGGGGGUCGGGGUGACUGGAGCGGGGUGGAGGAAGCCUCACAAGAUCCUUCUGCAAGUCCCAGCCCAGGCAGGGUCAAAUGGAGGAUGCAGUAUUUCCUCUCUGACAUCUUAGUCGAGGAAAUGGGUUUUUUCCAAAGGCUGCCCAGGUCCUCGGUGCCCCUGUUUGGAAAUCCCUGGUGCAGAGGUGGUUCGCUGUAGGGCUGUGCUAAUCUGGGCUUAGCCUGUUGCUAAGAAAUGCGGUGCCACCUGUCCCUGCCUUGAGGCUGACGAUGCACGACCCAUCCCGGCCCGGUGGGAGCCAGACCCCGCCAGCACCAACGCUGCUCGCGGCUGUGCCGACGCGGAUGCCGCCGGGCCUGUCGUGCUCUGUUGCUGUUGCCAUUAUAUCUCGGACCCCUUCCCCUGCAGAGACGUCCUUUAUAAAUAAAUACGUGUGUC
Alligator mississippiensis (American alligator) is the source of this 2126-nucleotide messenger RNA. RefSeq lists its product as uncharacterized. NCBI's taxonomy places the organism in Eukaryota, Metazoa, Chordata, Crocodylia, Alligatoridae. The coding region runs from base 32 to 886 and encodes 284 amino acids. The transcript has 8 exons. The record is from RefSeq and is a predicted model, not a curated record.